AUGUCCAUAAAAGCAAAGGAAAAAAAUACACCUCGUCUUCCAAGUGAUAAAAAGAGAAUACUGGCUGUGUCAAGAAAAGGAAAGCGACGGACAUUACCGAAUGAUGAGAAAAAAGGAGAUCCCGGUGAGCCAAACUAUUCAUCUGACGAAUGGAGCGAGUAUGAUGAAGAAAAAGGUAAAACAUGUUGUUUCUUUCCAAAAUCAAAAAGAUAUGAUGAAAAGCAUGCCUCUCCUCCUCCUUAUGUAUCUGUCCCUGAGAAAGCUCAUCCAAAACCUUCUCCUCUAAAACGGAUAAAAGACAAAGCCAAAUCAGAUAAACUGCCUGGCGAUCCCGUGUUUAAAAAACCAAGUCUUCAUGACACAAAACCUAGAAACGACGAUGUAAAUGAUGAUGAAAUGUCGGAAUUUUACUUAGAUGGUAAUUCGUCUGAGAAUGAAUUUGGCAAAACUCCUAAGAAUCGAUUAUUUGAUAGGAAAAAUAAUAAUUCCAGUUCCAAAUCUCAGUUAAAAAAUCAAGAUGAUCCCAGUGGAACGAAAGAUGGUGAAACGUUACAAAAUAGAAAAGAUUCAAACACCGAUUUGGAAAAAGUAGGAAAUGAUCCUGAUUCAUUUUUAUCUCCUCGCAUGAUAAACAUUCAAGAAAAACCAAAAAGGAAAUCAAAAAAGCAAACUGAUAAAACGGAUGAAGAAACCCUUAGUAGCGAAAACUCUGAAAAUGAUAGAAAAUUAAGAAGAAAACGAAGACAUCGAAGAAAACCAAAAGGGCGACCAUCUGAUGAUGAAAGCGAUUCUUAUUAUUCAUAUAGCGAAGAUGAUAGACCAUCAAACAAAAGAGGAAAAACAAAAAUUAUUGUUAUCAAACAACGGGCAAAAUCAUCAGAUACGAAAAGAAACUCACCUAAAACUAGAAAAAGCAAUAAAAUUGAACCAAAAGAGAGCAAGGAACCAACUGUUGGUGAAACCCUAAGAAAACAAAAUAAGUUAAACCCUUUCUUACGUCCAGGCGUAGAUAAAUCCGCCAAUAAUGAUAAAAUCAAGGGUGAGAAAACCCAUAAUUCAGGCUCAAACGAUUCGGAUAGCAGUUAUGACUCUGAUAACAGUUCUGAGAGUGAUGGCAGGAAAAAGGCGAGUAACAAAAAAUGGUCAGACAAAAAUGAGAAAAGAAAAAGUUUAAAAAAGGACCAAGAUGAUCAAAGAGAUGAAGAAAAUAACAAAAGGAAAAAGCAAAAAAGGAGACCAAAAAAUCAUUCAAAAUCUGAUAGUAAUGAUUCUACAGAUGAUGCAAGAAAACGUAGAAAGAAACAUAGAAGAAACAAAACAAUCAGCAAUGACGAAGAUUCACAAACUAAUGAAGAAAACGAAAGGACGGCGGGCAACAAAUCUAAACGAAAACCUAUGAAACAAGGAGAAUACAAAGACGAAAUUCUCUCGGAUGAUUCAAAACAACCACCAAUCAAUAAAAUACCAAAAAAUGUUGACACAAAAACGUUUGGAAAUACAAAAGACGAUAUUCCAAAUGGAUUAGAAAACGAUAUCAACCCGGAUAUCGACGGAAACACCAUGAAUGAAAUGUUACAGAAAAAUAUUGAUUCUCAAAUUGUCCCCAUUGUUCAAAACAACUAUUAUAUAGACCCAACUCGAAUGGGGAAUCCAGUCAAUCCGACUCAAAGUAGUAUGUCAGCUAGCAUGAAUGGACAACCGCAAAAUCAAAAAGGAAACAUGAAUCAACCAAAAGCAGAAUGGAAUAAAUCUGACGCAAACAACCAUCCAGUAUCCAUGACUCAUCCGACUGAAACGAAAAAUGCUUUACCCCGGACUUAUAACAAUGCCCCAGUAAAUGUGGAUAAUCUACCAGAAUCUAAAUCGUUGAAUCCGAUGAACGAAAAUGGAAACAUGAAAGAUGUUAAUGAAAAUCUCGGUAAUGGGGACCCACUAGAACCGUACAAAAGAAGAAAACUUGUUCCAAAUGGUUCAAAGGGUAAUGGUACUACUUUUGAGGAUGGUUCCUCGGACAAGAAAUUUAAUCCAUCAGAAACAAUGGGUCUGGGUGAUCCUAUCAUCCCACAUAAUCCAGACGAUCACUUUAAAUCAAAGCAAAACGAUUCAUCAGAUAUCCAUAAAAGCCCUGAUAAUACAAAUUACAAAGAACCAGAAAAUGUCCUUGACGUUAUGGGCCCUGGUGAAACAAUUGAACCGUACAAUGAUGGCAAAUACAAUCCAAGAAGUCAGAGAACUUUACCCAAAAACAUGAAGAACUUAAACAGAAAUAACACUCCAUCUGAAAAUCAGAUUAAUGACGAAGAUUUGACACCAAUGCAAGGCAACUUCAAUAAAAGCAAAGAUCUGACAAAUAUUCUAGGACCUGGAGAUCCGAUUAUUCCUCACGAAAAUAGUGAAGAAGAUGUAACAGAUUCUGAAACUGAUAUGAACUUCCCAGCCACUGGGUUGAAAAAUCAGAGAAAUCAGAACCCGGAGUAUAUUGUUAAUAACCCACCCUAUAAUAAUAUUGAUCCCUAUGAACAUCAUCCUUUAAGAGAAAACAGGAGCUAUCCAAAUUUUUCAAAUCCCUACGAUGAAAAUUACGUUCCACCACAGAAUCCUUACCCGUACAAUCCAAAUUUUAAUCCUAUUUACAUACCAAACACCAUUGGUGGUCCAAAACAGCACCAGAAUUAUCCUUAUGUAGCAAACGGAACAAACAACAGACACAAUCCCGAAGAAUUUGCCAACUAUCCAGAUACUCAACAUCAGUACAGUCCAAAGGGUAUAAGACCACAUCUGAAUAGUGGUGAUAACCCUUUUCAAGAUCAAAAUCUUUCAAAUCAUAGGGAUAAUCAAAACAAUAGGAGUUAUCCUCAUGUAACAACAGGACUUGACAAUGAUAAUAAUGGUGUUUAUCCUAAUAAAGGUCAAAAUCAUCCAAAUCCUAGAAAUAUUCCAUACGAUAGGAGUUAUCCCAAUAUAACAACAGGAAGCAUGGAAAGUGGACUUGGAAAUGCUAAUAAUGGUGAUUAUCCUAAUGAAGGUGAGACAUUUUCAAAUCAUAAUCCAAACAAUAGGAGUAAUCCUAAUAUAACAAAAGGGAACAAGGGAGGAGGACUUGACAAUGUCAAUAAUGUACCAAAUUACACAAGUAAACCUUUGCAGAAAAAAUCUCUGAAAGACCCAAAAUACUUUGAUCCAUAUACUUUGAAUGAAAAUGAAAAGAUACCAUAUCAGCGCCAUGCAGCACCAGAUAUGCAGAAUUCUUCUGAACGUAACUCCGGUAAGGGUAGACCUAAUCUUCUUUCCCCUGGCUACACCGAUGAUUAUCCAAACGAAAGGAUGCCUCUUCCCUACCAUGACAAAAGAAAUUUAGGUGAAGAAAACCAGCCCCCCAAAAGAGAAAAGCAUGGAUUUCCUAUUGAAAACCAGAGAGAGAAAGCUACAAAUCCUAAUAAUGAUAAUAAUAAUAAUGGAAAAACUACCAAUUCAUAUUUUCCACGAAGUAACAUGAAUUCAACCGAUCAAUCAAACAAAUUUUCAAAUGAUCCUUACCAGGAACCUAACAAGAAAGAUAAUCCUGCACAGUUUCAAUACAUUAAACCAGAGAACGCUGAUGAUUAUCCAAACGAAAGGGUGCCUCUUCCCUAUCACAGCACAAGGAGUUUAAAUGAAGAAAACCAGCCUAAAGAUGAAGAGAAGCAUGGAUCUCCUUAUGAAAAUAACAAUUUCCCCUCUGCAAACCACUCUGGGAAUACCAAACCCACUUUACAGUCUAAAACAAAUCAGAGCGGUCAGUCUGAAAACCCUGAUACAUUGAAUAAUAGUCAAAUACCUUACAAUGCAGAUCAAAAUGAUUUCGAUUUAUCAUUUCCAAUUAAACAGCCUAACAAGAACAACAACAAACCACAAACUAGUGAAAUAGGUCCUCCAAAAAGUUACAGUUCUAUAAAUCAAAAACCAGUAAAAAAGAAAGCACAACCCUUAAAUUCCAAUGUUACGUCAAACCCACAAAAGGAUGAAACGCAAAAACCCACAAGUAAAGGAGUUUCUAAUAGAUUACAUUCCGAACAAGACCCAACAAGAAGGAUCAGCAAAAACAAUAAAGAAGCAAACGAAAAUUCAAAGGGGGUGAAACAUAAAUUGCCAGAAGAUAACCAAAUCAAGUCAACUCAAGAUAAUCAACCCCAACCUAGAGUGAAUUUUAGUGACCCAAUAGGCCUACCACAAAGUUAUAGUUCCAUUCGUCAGAAGCCAAAAGGAGGCCAAGCCGUUAAAAUUGGUCAACAGCCUCCCAAUCUCAGUCAACAUUCUACGGGUACUGGAAUCAAUUCAAUUCCGCAUUCUAACAACCCAAACCAAGUGAAUCCUGAUAUACACAGCAAACCAAAAACUGAUGAAUAUUCAAAUCCUCUAAAAUACAAACCUACGAAAAACACGGUUAGUGCGCCGCGAUUUGAACCUUCUGAGUUACAUCACUACUUGUCUAAUGAUGAUUAUCAAUCCAAAGACAAUGCCAACACUCCUGGACCAAACAAGAAUGCACCAGGCAAAACUAAACUCGGUAAUAUCUCAAAUCCCAAUCAAUACAACUCUGAUGUUAAAAACAAUGCCCCGGAAAAAAAUCCAAUAUCACACAACAUGGGUCCAAAUAACCAGAGUGUGGUGCCUGAAGAUAUUAACGAUGGAAGACACAAUCCUAUGCACAAAAACUAUCCACCUGUAACAAAUUCUAACAACGGGGAUAAUAACAAUCAGCAGCAGCAUCAUACAAAUGAUUCACAGGAUCAAUAUAUAAACGGACACCCUCUUCAAAAUACUCACCCUGGUACCAGAAAACCCCAAGCAGUAUUCCCUAAUAGCAAUGGACAAUAUCCGAAUAGUUAUAGAAAGGAUCAGCAUAUUAAUAAUUCGGCUUCACGUGGUCUGGGUAAUGGUACAAAUGGAAGAGGGCUUCAGGAUCGGCAUCCAGAUUACAAUAAUCCUUUAGCUAAUCAAUCUAAAAACAUAAACCAAAACACUUUUGAUCGGUACAAUGUCGAUUCACAAAACGGCCAAAGCUCAGACGGUAAUAAAAAUGCACACAUGUAUAACAAAUCGUCAAAAGAUAAUGGAAUGCCAACAAGAAGUUACAAUGGUAGUAGUACGCAAAAUGAAAAUGAUCCAUCAAAUGCAAAUGCACAAGAUCAAAACGGACACUUGUAUAACGAAUCAUCAAAUGACAGUGGACAGACAGCUAGAAAUUUCAACGGAAGCAAUACUCAAAAUGGCAUUGAUCAAUCAACUGCAUAUAAUCACAAUAAAACGCCCCGUAGUCAAGGUAAGCAAAAUUCUGACAAAAAAGUAACUUUUGAACAAAAGGAAACAUCUUUAAAGGAGAACAGUUUACCAAAAAAUGAAAUAGAGCCAAAACGAUCGACGACCCUUAAAGGAAAAGAAAUGUGGGAUACGGCCGACAAGAAAAUGGCUGCGUAUUACCAUCUGACUCGCAUAGAUAAAUGGGACAUGGUGCAUGGAUACGACAACAAAUAUGAUAAGCAUGGAAAACCAGCGAAAUCUAAUAGCGAAAAAAUGAAGAAGCAAGUGAAAGACGUCGACCUUUUGUAA
Magallana angulata is the source of this 5589-nucleotide messenger RNA. RefSeq lists its product as uncharacterized. NCBI's taxonomy places the organism in Eukaryota, Metazoa, Mollusca, Bivalvia, Ostreida, Ostreidae. The transcript has a single exon. Bases 1 to 5589 code for a protein of 1862 amino acids. The record is from RefSeq and is a predicted model, not a curated record.